Molecule: messenger RNA, 219 nt
Organism: Emericellopsis cladophorae
Lineage: Eukaryota; Fungi; Ascomycota; Sordariomycetes; Hypocreales; Bionectriaceae
Exons: 1
Coding region: 1-219 (72 amino acids)
Source: RefSeq, a predicted model, not a curated record
AUGUCCAUGCCGGCCGCCAUCACCAAGGGCCAAAUCGACGGCGCUCCGUGGUGGCAGCAUUCGCUUGUGCAGAAUGGUGCGCGGCAGGCACUCAGCGCAGGUGCGCAGGCGGCUUAUCGAAGUAAGAACGACACCGGCCCUUGGAUUGGGCCCAAGGGUGCCAAGGUUGCAACAGCCGCGCUGAGUGCCGCGUUUGUCGAUGGCGUGUUCAAGAAAUGA